GUACCCAGAUCCAGACCCCCCCAACAUCAACACCGCAAAAAUGGAAAAGGCAUGGGCACAAGUGGUGGAGACCUACUCACCCGCCACCAUCGAAUUCGGCGGCACGCUCCUCAUCCAAGCGGUCUUUUUCUGGCUCACAGCUCUCCUCUACCUCGCCGUCGACAUUCUCCUCCCCGCCUUCGCCGCGCGCCACAAGCUCCAACCACCCCCCAAGCAGCCAACCACCCCGGAAAUCAUGCACUGCUUCAAAGUAGUCGCCCGCAACCAGGCCAUCUCCACCAGCUUUCACCUGGCCCUCCUCCACCUUGUCAAGCGCGGAGACUCCUCUUUCCGCAUCUCAACCUCGCUCCCCACGCUCCCUGAGAUGGCAAGAGACAUCGUCCUCUGCCUCCUCAUGCGCGAAGUCAUGUUCUAUUACAGCCAUCGCCUUUUGCACACGCCUAGGUUCUACGCGCCCAUCCACAAGCAGCACCACCGCUUCGUGGCGCCCAUCGCGCUCGCCGCGCAAUUCGCCCACCCAAUUGAACACAUCGUCGCUAAUGUGCUGCCCGUCUCGCUGCCGGGACAGAUCCUGCACUCGCAUAUCCUGACGUUCUGGGCGUUUGUGGCGCUGGAGCUGGUCGAGACGGCCACUGUGCAUAGCGGGUUUGAUUUCUUCGGUGGACGCGCUAAGAUGCAUGAUUCGCAUCAUGAGAAGUUCAACUUGAACUAUGGAGUGCUGGGGCUUUUGGACUGGGCGCAUGGGACUGAUAAGUUGAAGUCGCGGGAUGGGAAGAUUAGACAGGAGUGAUUUAAUUCUUGUGCUUCAGGGGAUGACGUUGAUACUAGGGGUGUAUGUUUGUUGGUGAUGCCAUGUAUAUAUUGUGUUGGAACUGGGACUAUGCCAGCCGAGUCCCACGUUGCACGAGUUAUAAAAAAG
This is a messenger RNA of Aspergillus campestris IBT 28561, 919 nucleotides long. RefSeq names its product sterol desaturase family protein. Lineage: Eukaryota; Fungi; Ascomycota; Eurotiomycetes; Eurotiales; Aspergillaceae. Gene Ontology annotation, biological process: ergosterol biosynthetic process. The record is from RefSeq and is a predicted model, not a curated record. Bases 41 to 790 code for a protein of 249 amino acids. Gene Ontology annotation, molecular function: C-4 methylsterol oxidase activity; iron ion binding. The transcript has a single exon.